Molecule: messenger RNA, 5413 nt
Organism: Anolis sagrei ordinatus
Lineage: Eukaryota; Metazoa; Chordata; Lepidosauria; Squamata; Anolidae
Source: RefSeq, a predicted model, not a curated record
CUGUUCCUCCCUUCCUCGCGGGGUCUUUCUACGCAUGCGCACGAAAAAGAGGCGGAGCGACGGAAGCCGGGAAGCGGCGAAGGAGGAGAACGAGGAGAAGGCGAAAGCGGGCGGCGUGUGAGGAGGCGAAGAAAGGAAGGAGGCGGUUGGAGAGACACUUCCCUUCCUUUUUUGAGGAUUGUGUCCUCCUGUGAAGUGCCCCUGAUGCUGGACUCCGCUGCAGCCCCGCUGAGGCUUCCCGGGAUGGCAGCAAGCUGAUGGGCGGCUGAGGAUGACCUUGACUGACAGGCUGCGGGAGAAGAUAUCCGGGGCCUUCCACAAGCACGGGCUGCUCUGCGCUUCCUACCCCAUCCCCAUCAUCCUCUUCACGGGACUCUGUGUCUUGGCCUGCUGCUAUCCAUUGCUGAAACUCCCAUUGCCGGGGACGGGCCCUGUGGAGUACACCACCCUUGCCAAGGACUACGCGCCGCCUCCCGCCUUCCCUGCGCACCAGCAAGGAGAGCCCAGCGAGAGGCCCGACUGGUACACGGGGGCUCCCGUGGCCUACAUCCAGCAGGUCCUGGUGAAAGCCACGGUCUCCCCUUGGCCCACAACCUUCCUGGCGGUGGAUGUGUUCCGCUCUCCGCUUUCCCGGGUCUUCCAGCUGGUGGAAGAGAUCAGGAAUCACGCCCUGCAAGACGGUUCCAGCGUCAAAAGCUUGGAAGAAAUCUGCCUCCAGGUAACGGACCUCCUUCCUAAUUUAAAGAAGCUCCAAGGCCUGCUUCCCGAACAUGGCUGCCUGCUGCUGUCGCCAGGGAACUUCUGGCAGAACGACCAGGAGCGCUUUCGGGUCGACCCCGAUAUCAUCAAAACCAUCCACCAGUAUGAACCAAAGACCCUACAGACCUCGGCUACCCCCAAAGAUCUGCUCUUCGGAGUCCCAGGGAAGUACAGCGGGGUGAACCUCUACAACCGGAAGCGCGUGGUCACCUACACCAUCACCCUGGGCCUCCGGCGUUACGAUUCGAGGUUCCUGUCCAGCUUGCGCUCCCGGCUGAAGGCGCUGCACCCCAGCCCCAACUGCACCCUGCGCGAGGAGCACAUCGUCCACGUCCAUUUCAAGGAGGAGAUCGGCGUCGCGGAGCUGAUCCCCCUCGUCACCACCUACAUCAUCCUCUUCGCUUACAUCUACUUCUCCACACGCAAGAUUGACAUGGUGAAGUCCAAAUGGGGCCUGGCGUUGGCUGCCGUCGUGACAGUUCUCAGCUCCCUGCUCAUGUCUGUCGGCCUGUGCACUCUCUUUGGCCUGACACCAACACUCAACGGAGGGGAGAUUUUCCCUUACCUUGUGGUUGUGAUUGGCCUGGAGAAUGUGCUGGUUCUCACCAAAUCAGUCGUCUCCACGCCUGUCGACCUGGAAGUGAAGCUGCGGAUUGCGCAAGGUUUGAGCAACGAGAGCUGGUCAAUUAUGAAGAACAUGGCCACGGAGCUGGGGAUUAUCCUCAUUGGUUACUUCACCCUUGUCCCAGCCAUUCAGGAGUUUUGCCUCUUUGCCGUAGUGGGUUUGGUGUCCGACUUCUUUCUCCAGAUGUUCUUUUUCACCACCGUCCUCUCCAUUGACAUUCGACGGAUGGAGCUGGCAGACCUGAACAAGCGUCUCCCGGCCGAGGCCUGUGUGGCCCCCGCCAAGCCCUCAAGCGGCUGCCAGCGCUACGAGCGACAGCCGGCCAUGCGUCCCGCCACCCUGCACACCAUCACCCUCCAGCCCUCCUCCUUCCGGAACCUGCGCCUCCCCAAGCGCCUGCGGGUGAUCUACUUCUUUGCCCGGACUCGGCUGGCCCAGAGGCUCAUCAUGACUGGGACCGUGGUCUGGAUCGGGAUCCUGUUUUACACAGACCCAGCGGGCCUCCGCCCCUACCUGGCCUCGCAGGUGACGGAGCAGAGCCCCCUGGGAGAGAGCGGCCUGCCCGCCCUGCCGGUGCCUGUCCCCGGAGAGGUCCUUCCCACUGGCGGGGACGCCAAGCUCUCCCUCGCCAUCUUCCCUCCGGACCCUGUUCAGCAGCUGUCCAGGAACCAGACGCUGGAGAGGUCCAGCAGCGGCAGAGGAGGACCAGCACGGCAGACGGAGCUGGACCCCAAGGCAGAGGUGACCUGGGGAGCCGAGGAUGAGGAACUCUGGAGGAGGCUCUCCUUCCGGCACUGGCCCUCCCUCUUCAGCUAUUACAACCUCACGCUGGCCAAACGAUACAUCAGCAUCCUUCCUGUGAUCCCGGUCACGCUGUACCUGGACCCGCAGGAGGCCUUAGAGGCCCGUCACCCUCACGAUGCAAAUCGCUACCAGACUUUCUUCUCGUUGAGCGGCGGGAAGCCGGAGAAGGCGGACCCUCUGGCGGAAGGCACGGCCAAAGUGCAGGCCCACCGAGACGUCACUCUUUACAAGGUGGCUGCUCUGGGCCUGGCGUCCGGCAUCCUGCUGGUCCUCCUGCUUUUCUGCCUCUACAAAGUCCUGUGCCCCAAAAACUACGGGCAGAACGGCCCUUCCCACAGCCGCCGGAGGAGAGGGGACCUGCCUUGCGACGACUACGGCUACUCCCCGCCCGAGACGGAGAUCAUUCCCUUGGUCCUCAGGGGCCACCUCAUGGACAUUGAAUGCCUGGCCAGUGAUGGGAUGCUGCUGGUCAGCUGCUGCUUGGUGGGCCAGAUCCGGGUCUGGGACGCUCAGACGGGCGACUGCCUCACAGUCAUUCCAAAGCAAGGGCUCCGCCGAGACCACAGCGGGGUCUUUGACUACCCAGAGGCUUGGGACCACAGCCCUGAGAGCGGCCCCGAGGAUCCCUUGGAGGGGCCCCGCCUGUGCAAGAGGGCCCGCAGCCCCCCGCAGCCCCCGCUCUUCAGCGACCAGCCGGACCUCUCGUCACUCAUCGACACCAACUUCCUGGAGCAGGCCAAAGCGGGCGGUCCCGAGCCCCGGCACCGGACUGUCUGCGGCCGCCAGAGAGAGGCGGGCUACGACUUCUGCAGCCUGGUGGAGAAGGCCUGCGAGGAGCAAGGGGCCCCCAACUGCCUGAGCGCCCUGGGCUUCUCGGCCCCUCGUGGACCCCCGGAGGGACGGAGCGCAGCCCCCGGUUGCAGGGCUUUUGAGGAGGAGGAGGAGGAGGAGAUGGGACAGUGGGGCCGCCGGCGGAGCAGCCUGGGCGAAGAGCCCUGCCCUGCAAUGGAGAGGGCCCCGGGGCCUCCUUCUUGGGGAGCGGGGGACCUGGAGAGCUCCAUCUGGAGCCUGGAGCUGCAGGGGAACCUCAUCGCAGCCGGACGCAGCAACGGGAGGCUGGAGGUGUGGGAUGCCAUUGAGGGCACACUCCGUUGCAGCACCGAGGAUGGCCAGUCCGGCAUCACCUCCCUGGUCUUCCUGAACGGCAGGAUUGUUGCUGCCCGGCUGAAUGGCUCCUUGGACUUCUAUUCCUUGAGGACGCACUCCUCCCUGGAUCACUCCCAGUUCCGAGGUGCGCCAGGGAGGAGCAGCCUUCCCCCGCCCCCCAUGUACAGCAGCGGCGACCUCCUGUCCUGCCAGCUGACCCACACGGUCACCUGCGCCCACCAGAAGCCCAUUACCGCCCUGAAGGCCGCAGCCGGGCGCCUGGUGACGGGGAGCCAGGACCACACUCUCCGGGUCUACCGCCUGGAGGACUCCUGCUGCCUCUUCACGCUGCAGGGCCACUCGGGGGCCAUCACGGCCGUCUACAUUGACCAGACCAUGGCUCUGGCCAGCGGGGGCCAGGACGGGGCCAUCUGCCUCUGGGACGUGCUGACGGGGGCCCGGGUGGGGCACAUGUACGCGCACCGCGGGGACGUCACCUCCCUGACCUGCACCGCCACCUGCGUCAUCAGCAGCGGCCUGGACGACAUCAUCAGCAUCUGGGACCGCAGCUCCGGCAUCAAGCACUACUCCAUCCAGCAGGACAUGGGCUGCGGGGCCAGCCUGGGCGUCAUCUCGGACAACCUGCUGGUGACGGGGGGCCAGGGCUGCGUCUCCUUCUGGGACAUCGGCUACGGGGACCUCCUGCAGACGGUCUACCUGGGCAAGAGCAACGAGGCCCAGCCCGCCCGCCAGAUCCUGGUCCUGGAGAACGCGGCCAUCGUCUGCAACUUCGGCAGCGAGCUCAGCCUGGUCUACGUGCCCUCCGUGCUGGAGAAGCGGGACUGAUGCGGACGGGGGCAAGAGGCCCGGCAGCCGGCAGUCAGCCCUUCCGGGUCCUUGUCUGACCGAAGUGGAUGAUGGGAGAGCGCUUGAGAGGGAGGGCACACUGGCUGCCAAGGGUCAUGGGAAGUCCCACUUGCAGAGGUGCAAUGGGGUCGGCCAAGAGGCAAGGAACCCUCGCUACUCUGGAGGCAUCUCUCCAUGCUCUCGAGUCGAGAUUAUGAAGGAGAGGGGCGAGAGUCCUAUGUGGACAAGAGGAGAUCAAGGAGAGUCCACACUUGGCCCCUAGAAUUGGCAGGUGCCCCAAAGAAGAGCCUCUCUCUCUCUCCCCGCUUUGGGACAGGAAGGGCUGCUUUGGCUGGCUCCCACCCUCCCUCUGCCCAUUCCUACCCCUUCUGCCCCAUAUAGUCCUGGGAUAGAUCUUGGGCUCUGCUCUUGGAAGGCUUCUUGGGCCCCUUGUUGCAUCAGGGGCCCUCCUGCCCCCUGGCAAAAUGGCAGCUGGCUUUCCACCCUCCUUGCUUCUCCUCCUCUGGCCCAUUCCUGUCCAGGGCUCCAGCCAGGUACACUUUUGGGGUCGACCUUGGGCUCUGCUCUUGGGAAGCUUCGUGAGCCCCUCAUUGCCACCUCCCUCCAAGGGUGAGCCUAUCCUGCUGCCUGCCAUAUUUAUUUAUGUCCUGUACAUACUUAUUUAUUCUGGCCUAUAAUAAGCUCGGAAGGAGAGAGAGGGGUGGCGGCAGGGGAUUCCAAAGCUGGCCCAGCGGUCAGGCCCAAGGGGAGCAGCUAGAGAGGCAAUCCGUUCCUGGGCCAGUCUUGGCUUUGCAGAUUCCAGUGAUACACCCCAAGCAAAGGAGGAAAACAGGGUGGCCGGGAAGACAGGAAAGGGAGAGCGGAGCAAGAAGAGGCUUUACUACUUAAGUAUUUAAAGCCACGGACUGACCACCUAGUUGGUGUCUUUGGUUGUUUUCGUUUAGGGCCCCUUCCUGUAGAAAGGACGCUUUGGGUCUAGCCUGCUGCAUCCCUUUUCUGCCCCUUUUCCCAUUCUGGACAAUGGAGCAGCCCCCCAUUCCUCCCCCCUGCUGAUCCCUCUGGGCAUUGUCUCCCACAUCGCCCCCCCCCUCCCCCAAUGCCUCAGGUGGCCUUAGCUCUGCUGUGCCCUUUUUGGACCGUACGGCGGGAGCGGCUUUUGUACCAGAUUGUGUUUUAUAACGUGGACAGGGACAUUAAACAGAACUAACUUGA